This is a messenger RNA of Cryptomeria japonica (Japanese cedar), 1173 nucleotides long. RefSeq lists its product as uncharacterized. Bases 634 to 1020 code for a protein of 128 amino acids. The record is from RefSeq and is a predicted model, not a curated record. The transcript has 2 exons. NCBI's taxonomy places the organism in Eukaryota, Viridiplantae, Streptophyta, Pinopsida, Cupressales, Cupressaceae.
UUCUCCUCCACCACGCCACAUGUACUCCCUGAAGCUUCCUCCAACUCUGUAACGUGGCUCUCCGACAGUAAGGUAUUCUUCAUGCAAAGAUGAGGGAGGCUUCUUCAAUGUAACCAAACAAAAAAACGAUAUUUUUGCUACGAGGUGGAAAGAGCUUUCAAUGACCCUCUGAAACUUCCUAUAUUCAGCAACGUGGUGCCCUUGUGUAUCCAAACUUCUUAUUACCUUUUGCAACGUGUUCCUUUCUUUCUGCAACGUGGGUUUGAACUUUGAAACAGUCUUCCAUUUGCUAUUCUUGUGCCAUGAAAAGAGCUCCCUGCAACCAGAAAACCCUACCUUUCUUUUGCUACGUGGAUGGGGAACCAUAGAGAUUCUUUCCUGUCCAUAAUCAGAAACCCAGUGGCCUGAUUUACCAAUACCGAAGAAUAGCGGCUCAUAAAAUCUCCCAUAAAGCUUCUGUCAAGCCAUCAAUGGAUAUAACCUUUAGAGAAAAAAUGUGGACUAGUCUAAAGGUCGAUUAUAAAAGCUUAUAUUUCUAAUAAGAGUAACUUCUUAAAAGCAAUCAAAAUCCAUGAAAAUGGAAGUUUCCAAUUGUAUCUAUCAGAUCUUGCAUUCAUCGAAGUUUUGAUAUUCAUGGCUAUGGUUUUUAGGAUUUCACAAAAAGAAAAGAUUAACUCGCAACACACGAUCAGAAAAAAAAUUCAGUUUUUCUGUUUACAAUUGAUGGCAACCUCACAGUUUAACAUGCAAGAUAGAAUGGCAAUGGCGGCUUCAACCAUUAAAAUAGCUUGCUUGGCUUUGUUGCUGAUUUUGCUUUUUGUCAGAGAAUUCAAGGAAGAGAUCAGAGGUGCAGUUGCAGUCAACAAGAAAAGUAAAAAUAUGGAGUUUCUUGUGAUGAACUCAAUGGAUUCUUGGGCUUGCAUAUGUUGCUCUGUUUCAGAUGGGUUUGAACAAAAAUGUUGUAUGAAAUGUUUUGGAAUUGCAGACACAACGCCAUCUUCAAACAUGGUACAGAUUUGAGAUACCUGUAAUUGAUUCAGAUAAAAAAGUAUGUUGGAGUUUGUUAAAAGAAAUAAGAUGAAAGUACAGACAGAUAUGUUAUGUUUUUGAUUAAAAAAACAGUGUCAAUCACGGCGCUGCUCUUAACAUAGUCAGAUAUGUUAUGUUGUAUUG